Laccaria bicolor S238N-H82 is the source of this 525-nucleotide messenger RNA. RefSeq lists its product as uncharacterized. The record is from RefSeq and is a predicted model, not a curated record. NCBI's taxonomy places the organism in Eukaryota, Fungi, Basidiomycota, Agaricomycetes, Agaricales, Hydnangiaceae. The coding region runs from base 1 to 525 and encodes 174 amino acids. The transcript has 7 exons.
AUGCCAUAUCAGGAUGGUUAUCCGAACGGCCUGGAAACAGCUGAAACAGUCCAAAACGUCAAGCUUUUUGAUGGAGAAGCCUCCAGAGAUCAAAGAACCACUGACAUCAGACAAGAUAGAACCGUGGACUCGCAAUCUAAGUACUUCAAAGACACAAACCCAGUCAAGAAUGCAAGGAGAAUAAGCAAAAGAAAGUGGCAAGAGAAGCUCUUGCAAAAACCUAGGCCAAAGCAGUGCUGGGCCAUCUGCCUCUGCUUAAAAAUUACAUGUCAAGCCUCAGACCUCAAGGCCAGCAACUACAUUCUCAGCCUUGGGCUGGCAGGUAGGACUAGCACCCAUAUCAACAUUUUCCACCCCCUCUCAGACUCCAUCAUGUCAAAUCUCAUGUCUGAAAGCCACUGUGUUGUUGACAGAGUUGAGUGUGCAGCACAUGCAUUGAUGCAGUGGUGUCAUGGCCGUCUUGACCUUGGCCAAAAAGGUCAGGCCGAAAUGUUAAGAAAUCAAUGUAUAUCUGGUGUAGAAUGA